This is a messenger RNA of Zychaea mexicana, 4031 nucleotides long. Its product is annotated as coatomer protein alpha subunit. Gene Ontology annotation, cellular component: COPI vesicle coat. The transcript has 12 exons. Lineage: Eukaryota; Fungi; Mucoromycota; Mucoromycetes; Mucorales; Lichtheimiaceae. The record is from RefSeq and is a predicted model, not a curated record. Bases 97 to 3810 code for a protein of 1237 amino acids. Gene Ontology annotation, molecular function: structural molecule activity; protein binding. Gene Ontology annotation, biological process: intra-Golgi vesicle-mediated transport; endoplasmic reticulum to Golgi vesicle-mediated transport; retrograde vesicle-mediated transport, Golgi to endoplasmic reticulum.
CACGACGCUUGUCCCUUUCCUUAACUUCUUAACACCUCAGCAUCUGCUCUGUCCGCAUUCUUUAAGUUGUUAUUUUAAGGCGUUGGUGUUUUCGAGAUGCAGAUGCUUACCAAGUUCGAAAGCAAAAGUAAUAGAUGUAAAGGGCUCGCGUUCCACCCUAAGCGACCAUGGAUUUUAGCCUCCUUGCAUAACGGCUCAAUCCAGCUAUGGGACUAUCGGAUGGGGACGCUGUUGGAACGUUUUGACGAACACGAUGGACCUGUGCGCGGUAUUGCAUUUCAUCCAACACAGCCGCUGUUUGUAUCUGGUGGCGACGACUACAAAAUCAAAGUCUGGAACUACAAAACGCGUCGUUGCUUAUUUACGUUGAACGGGCACUUGGAUUAUGUCAGAACUGUCUUUUUCCAUCCUGAGCAUCCAUGGAUCAUUUCGGCCUCUGAUGAUCAGACAAUCCGUAUUUGGAACUGGCAAUCUAGAAGCUGUAUCGCCAUUUUGACAGGUCAUAACCAUUAUGUCAUGUGCGCGCAAUUCCAUCCCAAGAAUGAUCUUGUUGUAUCAGCUUCGAUGGAUCAGACCGUGCGUGUGUGGGAUAUUUCAGGUUUGCGCAAAAAGAAUCAGGCACCAACGGCAAUGACUUUCGAAGAUCCAUUUUCGCGACAAAAUCCACAGAGUGAUUUAUUUGGAUCAACUGAUGUGAUGGUGAAAUAUGUGCUUGAAGGACAUGAUCAUGGUGUGAACUGGGCUUCGUUCCAUCCCACUUUGCCUCUCAUUGUGUCAGCUGGGGAUGAUCGUCAAGUAAAGCUUUGGCGUAUGAGUGAAACCAAGGCUUGGGAAGUAGAUAGCUGCCGCGGUCACUUCAGCAAUGUUUCUAGCGCUAUUUUCCAUCCACGUCACGAGCUCAUUUUGUCUAAUGGCGAGGAUAAGUCUAUUCGCGUCUGGGAUAUGACGAAGCGCACGGCCAUUGCAACUUUUCGUAGAGAUCACGAUCGGUUUUGGGCUCUCACAUCGCAUCCCGAACUCAACCUGUUCGCAGCAGGUCACGAUAACGGUUUGAUUGUUUUUAAACUUGAACGCGAACGACCAGCCCACCAAGUCCAUCAAACCCAACUGUAUUAUAUUAAGGAUAAAAUCCUCCAUGUGCACGAUCUUGCUAGCAGCGCUGAUCAAGAGAUUCUGAGCGUACGCAAGUUGGGAUCGCAAUACGUCAACCCACGCACUCUUUCAUAUAACCCAGCUGAACGUGCGGUGCUUGUCACUUCGUCUCAAGAUGGUGGUAUCUACGAACUUUUCCCGCUGCCAAAAAAUCUGUCUGGUAGUCUCAAGGAACCUGCUGAUGAAUCGAAGCGUGGAACAGGCCACGCCGCACUCUUUAUCGCAAGAAACCGAUUUGCCGUUUUGGAUACUCUUAAUCAGCAAAUACAAAUCCGCGAUUUGACCAACACUGUGACAAAAUCAUUCAAAACUCCUGGUCCCGUCGCCGAAAUUUUCUACGCAGGCGCUAACAGCCUAUUGAUGUCUACACCCACAUCAGUCAUCUUAUUCGAUAUUCAACAAAGACGCACCGUCGCGGAACUUCCAGUCGGAUCUGUCAAAUACGUCGUUUGGUCUCAGGAUAUGUCAAUGGUUGCAUUGCUAAACAAGCAUACUAUUACGCUCGCCGAUAAGAACUUGAAGCAAGCAUGCCAAAUUCAUGAAACGAUUCGCAUCAAGAGCGGCACAUGGGACGACUCUGGUGUCUUAAUCUAUUGCACCUUAAAUCAUAUUAAAUACGCGCUUCCACAAGGCGACAAUGGUAUUAUUCGCACUUUGGAUCAACCCGUAUACCUUACCCGUAUCAAGGGCAAAACACUUUUCAUCCUGGAUCGUGACGGUAAUUCUAGAAGCAUGACUAUUGAUCCCACUGAAUACCGCUUUAAGCUUGCUUUGGUCAAGAAGCAAUACGAAGAAGUAUUGCACAUCAUCCGUAAUUCAAACUUGGUUGGCCAAGCUAUUAUUGCUUAUCUACAGAAGAAGGGCUAUCCAGAGAUCGCACUCCACUUUGUUAGAGACAAUCAGACACGGUUCGAACUUGCUUUGGAAUGUGGUAAUCUGGACAUCGCUUUAGAGACCGCACAGGCUUUGGACAAGGCAGAGUGCUGGACUAAGCUCGGCUCUGAAGCUUUGAGACAGGGCAACUAUAAGGUUGUUGAGAUGGCAUACCAACGAACCAAGAGCUAUGAUAGUCUUUCGUUCCUAUACCUUACUUCCGGUAACGAAACCAAUUUGCGCCAAAUGCUGAAAAUUGCCGAACUACGCGAAGACCCGAUGUCUAGAUUCCAAAACGCCCUUUACUUGGGCGAUUACCCAGAACGUGCACGCUUGCUCAAGGAUGUGGAUCAAUUGCCUCUUGCGUAUCUCACCGCCAAAUCGCGUGGUCUCACUGAAGAGGCCGAAGCCAUUCUUGCUGCUGCAGGCAAAACUGAGAGCGACAUCUCACUACCAGUAACACCAGCUGAUCUACCCUCUCCUCCUAAGCCCGUUGUUCAGCUAGAGGAUCCAAAUUGGCCAUUGCUGACCGUUUCAAAGAGCUUCUUCGAGGGUGCUUUUGCCAAGGAACAAAAUGGAGCAGUCAACUCCGUGGCAGCGCCUUCUUUCUCUUACGAUGAAGGAGACAUUGAAGAAGCUGGUGGAGCAUGGGGUGACGACGAUAACGACGACUUUGGUAUAACUUCAACAAGCAAACAGGAUGAUGGAAAUGACCUGUUAGAUCUCAACGGACGAGCUGAUGGAUUGGACGAUGGCGAAGAAGGUGGCGGUUGGGAUUUGGAUGAUGAUAUCAAAGCAGAUCUGGAUGCUGAGAUCAGCCAAGCAGCAGCACAAGCAACAGCCGAGUUUGUCGCACCGACGCCAGGCACCAACGAAAGCAAUAUCUGGACACAGAACUCGCCACUGGCAGCAGAUCACAUCGCUUCUGGUUCUUACGAAAGUGCAAUGCAAGCUCUGAACCGUCAAGUCGGUAUCGUCAACUUUGAACCCCUCAAACCAUACUUUUUAUCUAUAUAUCAAGCAUCGCGUGUCACAGUCUCGCCCUUGGCGUCCAACCCUGCGCUAUCAUUCUGCCUGCGCCGCAAUCCUGAAGAAUCCAAUUCGCGAGCAAGUCUUCCAGCAGUCGUUUACAAUUUCCAAAACAUUGUAUCCACACAAUUGCAAGCGGCGUACAAGGCAUUCACCUCUGGUCGUCUCGCAGCUGCAGAAACACAAUUCAAGGUCAUUUUACGAUCCAUCCUGUUUACGGUGGUGUCUAGUCAAAGCGAUGCCGACGAAGUAGCCCAGCUCAUCGAUAUCUGUCGCGAGUACCUUGUCGGUUUGUCUCUGGAACAAAAGCGCCGUACGCUGACAGCUUCGGAACCAAAACGAGCCCUCGAAAUGGCCGCUUACUUUACACACUGCCAGCUCCAGACACCUCAUUCACAACUUGCACUUCGACAGGCCAGCAAACAGGCAUUCAAGCUCAAGAACUUUAGUACAGCAUCCCAAUUCUCGCGCCGGUUGCUUGAACUGGCUCCUCCAAAGACCGUAGCAGACGAAGCCCGCCAAAUCCAAUCCGUCUGUGAACGUAACUUGCACGAUGAAAUUGAUUUGGCGUAUGAUCAAUACAAUCCAUUCGUCGUCUGCAGUAUUUCCUAUGAACCGAUCUACAAGGGCUCGCCCAAGUCUGACUGUCCAUUCUGCCAUGCCUCAUACAAGCCGGAAUCAGAAGGCAAACUGUGUACAGUCUGUGAGGUUGCCCAAAUUGGCGCCAAUGCUACCGGUCUUCGCGUAAUGAUUUAAUUUUCUUUCUAUGUGUCCUUAUCAUAAAAUUAUUUUUCUGUUUUCUUGCCACAUUAGACCUUUAAAUAUACAAUAAUUUUUUUAAAGUAUGAAACAAAUUGUAUUAACUAGAAAUUAUUAUCUAUUAUCAUUUUAAAUGCCCAUUUUGGGUCCGUAUGGACAAACUGAUACAAUCUGAGAAUCUAUUAAAUGUGGGUAACCGGGUAUUUCUGCUUGGUGAU